GACUUUCCUUUGCCCCCAGUUUCCCUCAUCGGCAUCCGAUAGAUCUCAGUCGACCAAAACCCUAUAUUAAAAAAAAAGCCCCUAGAUCUUGGCUCUUUUCCCCAAAAUUUCUAGGGUUUUGCCGUCACGAUGCCGCGAUUUCACGUCGACGGCAAGGUAGUCGAAGGCGUGGACUUGCUCAAGAGGAGGCGCUGGCCAUGGCGAUUGGACACGUGGCCGUUCGCUCUACUGUACUCUCUCUGGCUCUUCGUCGCGAUCCCGAGCCUCGAUUUCACCGAUGCCUGCAUCGUUCUAGGGGGACUCUCGGUGUUUCAUAUCCUCGUGUUGCUCUUUACUGCGUGGUCCGUGGAUUUUAAGUGCUUCGUUCAAUUUAGCAAGGCUAAAGAUAUAGAUUCUGCAGAUGCGUGUAAAGUAACUCCAGCCAAGUUUUCGGGCUCGAAAGAAAUCGUGCCGCUUCAUUUUCGGAGACAUGUUACAGGAUCAUCAACAUCUUCAACAAAGAAUGUCGAUGAUGAAAUAUAUUUUGAUUUUAGAAAGCAAUGCUUCAUUUUUUCAAAAGAGAAAGAAACCUUUUGCAAACUCCCAUACCCUACAAAGGAAUCAUUUGGAUAUUAUCUUAAGAGCAGUGGCCAUGGGACAGAAGCUAAAGUUGCUGCUGCUACUGAUAAGUGGGGUCGAAAUGUGUUUGAAUAUCCUCAACCGACAUUUCAGAAGUUGAUGAAGGAGCAUUGCAUGGAGCCAUUUUUUGUUUUUCAAGUCUUUUGUGUGGGCCUUUGGUGUUUGGAUGAAUACUGGUACUACAGCUUGUUUACCCUUUUUAUGCUCUUUUUGUUUGAGUCAACAAUGGCCAAGAGUAGGUUGAAAACCCUGACUGAGCUUAGACGCGUAAGAGUUGAUGGGCAGACUUUAAUGGUGUAUCGCUGUGGCAAGUGGGUAAAGCUUGCUGGGACUGACCUCCUUCCUGGAGAUGUUGUCUCCAUUGGACGCUCCUCUGGUCAAAAUGGGGAUGACAAAUCUGUACCAGCUGACAUGCUGUUAUUAGCUGGAAGUGCGAUAGUGAAUGAAGCCAUUCUAACAGGCGAAUCCACUCCGCAAUGGAAGACUUCCAUUGCUGGACGAAGUAAUGAAGAUAAAUUGUCUGGCAAGAGAGAUAAAAACCAUAUGCUGUUUGGCGGAACAAAGAUAUUACAGCAUACUCCAGAUAAGUCAUUUCAUCUCAAAACACCUGAUGGGGGAUGCUUGGCUGUUGUACUACGAACUGGAUUUGAAACAAGUCAAGGCAAACUAAUGCGGACCAUCUUAUUUUCUACUGAAAGAGUGACUGCAAAUAGCUGGGAAAGUGGACUAUUCAUUUUAUUCUUGGUUUUCUUUGCCAUUAUUGCUGCUGGCUAUGUGCUUAAGAAGGGAUUAGAGGAUCCUACUAGGAGCAAGUACAAACUAUUUCUGAGUUGUUCUUUAAUUAUAACUUCUGUGAUUCCCCCAGAACUGCCAAUGGAGCUAUCAAUAGCUGUUAAUACAUCUUUAAUUGCAUUGGCUCGCCGCGGUAUUUUCUGCACAGAGCCAUUCAGAAUACCCUUUGCUGGGAAGGUUGAUAUAUGUUGCUUUGACAAGACAGGAACUCUCACAUCAGAUGACAUGGAGUUUCAAGGAGUAGUUAUUUUGGCAGAUGAUGUGAAUCUAGAAUCAGAUGCUACUAAAUUGCCGUCACACAGUGUGGAAAUUCUUGCAGCAUGUCAUGCUUUAGUUUUUGUCGAGAACAAAUUGGUUGGCGAUCCUCUCGAAAAAGCAGCACUUAAAGGAAUAGACUGGAUAUACACUUCUGAUGAGAAGGCCAUGCCUAAAAAGCCGGGUGGUCAUGCUGUGCAGAUUGUUCAAAGGCACCACUUUGCCUCACACCUAAAGAGAAUGGCUGUGGUUGUUCGUGUUCAGGAAGAAUUUUUGGCUUUUGUGAAGGGUGCACCUGAAACUAUUCAAGAGAGGCUUGUUGAUUUGCCUUCAAAUUAUGUGGAGACUUACAAGAAAUAUACACGGCAAGGUUCUCGGGUUCUGGCUCUUGCAUACAAGAAACUUCCAGAAAUGGCUGUCAGUGAAGCGAGAAGUUUGGACAGGGAUCUGGUGGAGAGCGGUUUGACUUUUGCUGGUUUUGCGGUUUUCAACUGUCCUAUUAGAUCCGACUCUGGUUCUGUGCUGAAAGAAUUAAAGGAGUCCUCACAUGACUUGGUUAUGAUUACUGGGGACCAGGCUCUGACAGCCUGCCAUGUUGCCAGCCAAGUCCAUAUUAUCUCUAAACCUGCAUUGAUUCUAACCCCUUCAAAGAAUGGAGGGGGUUUUGAGUGGGUUUCGCCUGACGAAACUGAGAAGACUUCUUUCAGUGAGAAAGAGGUGGAAUCUUUGUCUGAGUCUCAUGAUCUUUGCAUUGGUGGGGACUGCUUCGAGAAACUAGAGCGAGCUGGUGCUGUCAUCCAAGUCAUCCCUUAUGUGAAGGUCUUUGCUCGGGUCGCCCCUGAACAGAAAGAGCUAAUAUUGACCACUUUUAAAUCUGUUGGGAGGAUGACACUGAUGUGCGGUGAUGGAACAAAUGAUGUUGGCGCACUGAAGCAGGCCCAUGUUGGUAUUGCUCUCUUGAAUGCUGUUCCACCUGCUCAAACAGGAGAUUCAAAACAAUCUUCGAAACCCGAAGCCAAGUCAUCCAAGCCAAAGAAGACUAAACCCAUUGCAGAAUCAUCAAAUAAACUCGGCUCAUCCAGUAGCUCUACUUCCACCACUAAUCGCCAUCUCACAGCAGCCGAGAAGCAGCGAGAGAAACUCAAGAAAAUGAUAGACGAGAUGAACGAGGAGGGAGACAGCCGUGCCCCGCCAGUAGUUAAGCUCGGAGACGCCUCCAUGGCCUCUCCUUUCACAGCAAAGCACGCCUCUGUCGCCCCAACCCUAGAUAUCAUUCGUCAGGGCAGGAGCACUUUAGUAACUACCCUUCAAAUGUUCAAGAUCCUUGGUCUCAAUUGCCUCGCAACUGCUUAUGUCCUAAGUGUAAUGUACUUAGAUGGAGUCAAACUCGGUGACAUCCAAGCUACAAUAAGCGGAGUCUUCACCGCCGCUUUCUUCCUCUUCAUCUCCCACGCUCGUCCUCUUCAGCAUCUCUCUCCUGACCGGCCGCAUCCAAACAUUUUUUGUGCCUACGUCUUCCUCUCUCUCCUCGGUCAGUUCGCAAUGCAUCUAUGCUUCCUAAUUUCAGCGGUUAACCUAGCAUCAAAAUACAUGCCGGAGGAAUGCAUUGAACCAGACUCGGACUUCCACCCUAAUCUUGUGAACACGGUUUCCUACAUGGUGAACAUGAUGAUUCAAGUUGCCACAUUUGCUGUGAACUAUAUGGGACGGCCUUUUAAUCAGGGGAUUUCGGAGAACAAGCCGUUUCAGAUUGCGUUGUUGGCGGCUGUGGGGUUUUUUGUCGUGAUAACUUCUGAUGUGUUCAGGGAUUUGAAUGAUUGGUUGAAGCUUGUGCCUUUGCCCGAGGGGAUGAGGGGGAAGUUGCUGCUUUGGGCUGGGCUUAUGUAUGUCGGGUGUUAUGGAUGGGAGAGGCUUUUGAGAUGGGCUUUCCCCGGGAAGAUGCCAGCUUGGAAGAGUAGACAAAAGAAAGUAGCUGCUGCUGCUGUUGCUCAAGAGAAGAAGCUCUCAUAAUUAUAUUGCUAUUUAUCAUUUUUGAUGAGAUAGUUACUUCCCCUUUUAAGGAUAUAUUAUUGGUAGAAAAUUUGUUAAACAUGGUGGAAGUUCAUGGAGAGAAGUGGUUUGGUUAUUAUGAAAUUUAAGAAGGGCUGAGUUAGAGAAUUUGUAGACUUCAGGGGACUGCAAAUGUGAUUUUGGGUAAAAGCCUUGGAUCAAAUGAAAUUGAUGGAAAGCUGAUCCUUACUUGAUUUUUUGUAUUUGUGUAUUUCAGCCUGUGUGCUGAACAAAUGUAUUCUUAGGAGCAGCUAUUGGUAUUCUCUUCUAUUGGUUUAUCAGUCUCAAGGAUUUUCCAGUUGAGUUUUCAUAUCCUUUUAAACAUGUUAUCUCAUACAAAACUUGAAUAUUGGAUGCAAAACUUCCCCUUCGCUGAUAUAUUUGUAAUGAAAAUUUUAAAUUCUGUCA
Asparagus officinalis (garden asparagus) is the source of this 4122-nucleotide messenger RNA. Its product is annotated as probable manganese-transporting ATPase PDR2. NCBI's taxonomy places the organism in Eukaryota, Viridiplantae, Streptophyta, Magnoliopsida, Asparagales, Asparagaceae. The transcript has 21 exons. The record is from RefSeq and is a predicted model, not a curated record. The coding region runs from base 130 to 3675 and encodes 1181 amino acids. Gene Ontology annotation, cellular component: endoplasmic reticulum membrane. Gene Ontology annotation, molecular function: P-type ion transporter activity; ATP hydrolysis activity; ATP binding. Gene Ontology annotation, biological process: intracellular calcium ion homeostasis.